GGCAAAGGUCUCUUUGUGGUCUUCUAGGAGUUAGAAGAACACAAAGAGACCUUUGGGAUGUCAAAUUCAAGGCCUGGGGGCUUGAUACGGCCCGUCACAUCAUUUUAUGUGGCCCGCGAAUACAAAUUGUACAUCAACUUCUUGUGUCAACACUAAAUUUACAAAUUACACUUUAUAAAAUAGAGAUAACACUAGCAUUUUUUAAUUACCAUUCACCUUUUUAAAAUAGAACAGUUUUACUAGUCGCUGAUUUCAAAACUAAUUAUUUAUCAGUUUGUUGUGUGGCCUAUAAUGUAUAUGAUAUUGAGCAUUGACAGUCAUAAUGGCCCUUCAAAGGGAACUAUGACUACGAUGCGGCCCACGACAAAAAUUUAUAUUUGACACCACUGUUUUAACCCCUUUCAGGCCACCAGGACUUCAUGAGGGUGGGCGUGUUAAGAUGCAGACCAACAGUAAACAAUACUUUAGGCAAACCUCUGUCAGGCGGAUUAUGAGCAUCGGGCUCAUGGGCCAGAAACGUUAUGAGGACCAUUCAACCCCGGGUCAGGACCGCACCGAGGCGGGGCUUAUUAAGCGUUUCCGCGGAGAUGGCGUGCGCUACAAGGCCAAGCUGAUUGGGAUUGAUGAGGUGACAGCAGCACGUGGAGACAAGCUGUGCCAGGAUUCCAUGAUGAAGCUCAAGGGCUUAGCGUCCACGGCUCGUUCCAAAGGGGAGCACAAGCAGAGAAUCUUCUUGACUGUCUCUUUUGGAGGGAUCAAGAUUUACUGUGAACGAUCAGGAGUACUCCAGCAUCAGCAUUCAGUCCAUGAAAUUAGUUACAUUGCAAAGGACACCAGGGACCACAGGGCCUUUGGCUAUGUUUGUGGAAAGGAGGGCCACCACAGGUUUGUCGCCAUCAAGACCGCACAGUCGGCGGAGCCUCUUAUCAUUGACCUGCGUGACCUCUUUACACUCAUCUACGACAUUAAGCAGCGGGAGGAGAUGGAGAAAAAGGCCCAGAAGGACAAACACUGUGAACAGGCCGUCUACCAGACCAUCUUGGAGGACGAAGCAGACGAUCCAGUUUACCAGUACAUAGUGUUUGAGGCUGGACACGAACCCCUCCGUGGCCCCCAGUCAGAGGAGAGCGUUUAUCAGGUCCCAACCAGUCAGCAGAAGGAAGGGAUCUAUGAUGUCCCCAAACGCCAUUUCAUGACUAAUAUCAACCACUUUGAUCUUUUCGGCGACAUGUCGACUCCUCCUUCGAUGCCUCCUUCACCUGCCAACACACUUGACCCAAGCAGGAGCGGCCGCCAGCAGCAGCAGCCGCACAAUCCGGCCGAGAUGUACGCCCCCUUCAGCCCCACCUCUGUGCCAUCCGGUUAUAUGACCAUGGGCCCCGUGCAGGCUUCUCAGUGGGCCCAGCAGCCGUUUCCUGGCCAGGCUCAGACUCUAGCCUUCCCCGUGCAGGGGCCCCUGCAGGUGACCCAAGUCCUGCCCGGUGGUCAGCCCCUCAUCUGGAGCCAGGCCAACAUUUUCCGAGCCACCCAGCAGCAAUGGGCGGCCAUGGCGGCGUACAUGCCGGCCCAGACUGUGGGUGUGGGGGGCCAUGCCAUUCCAACCGCCAUGCUCCAAGGCUUGGUUCCUAUUACAACCAUGUGCCCCCAAGCCUGCGACCUGUCCGCCCCCUCCUCAGCCAUCACCAGCCCGCAGCACGCGGCCGACCCAGCUAUGCUUCAGAGGCAGCUAAGCCUGGGAAGAGACGGCGGCCUGGGCGUGGACUUGAACGCAGGGGAGGGCCCGUCCACAUCCGGGGUGGGGCCCGGUAGGGUGUCCGUGAGUAGGUGUGCAACGCCGAGCCUUGUAGGCGUAACCGACGCCCUGGUCUGCACGCAGCUGCUGUCGCCCCUUGCUGUGGUCGCACUGGAAGAUGAAGGCAGUGACCUUGAUCUGUCCCGGAUGACCUUGAGUCCCGGAACAUCCACAUCGCCAUCUACUGAAUCGCCAUCCACUCCAGGUCCUCAACAGACAUCAGAGUGCCCCCCUAGCCAAGUGAACACCAUCCCUACAGACUACCCUCAUGUCGAGCCUGAGGGCAACUCUGACCCUGCCGAGGAGGAACAAUUGGACUCUGCUGUCACAAGGCCAACCUCUCCAUUGCCCAAGGAAGCCAGUGAUCUAUCUGAGGAUCAGGCGUAUCCACAGGAAGACAUGUCACAACAUCCCAUUAUGUUUUCUUCGUGUGGACUCUUUUUAUCCUGUUAUCUUCUCACGUCCACGCUGAGCUUGUUACUUUCAAGUGCAGUUGAUGUCACAUCAGCCAGCAAUGAGGAUCCGAGAGUCCGUGACACUCGAGCAGUUGGCAACCAGGCACUGGUUCAACCUGUCGACUGUGUUCUGUCAGAAUGGAGUCCAUGGUCACGUUGUGACAUUUGUCAGGGAAAAAGAUACCGCUAUGCCAAAUUGAGCCAGCCAACACAGUUUGGAGGGGAGCCUUGCCAUUUUCAUGGCAGGGAGGAGGAAAGCUGUGAAGUUCCAGCACGUUACACCUGUGACAACAUUUUGCCAUGUGAAGGUUUUCUUUGCAGCCAAACAGGUCGCUGCAUUCCAAGAACGCUGCAGUGCAACGGGGAGGAUGACUGUGGUGACAUGUCAGAUGAAGUUGGAUGUGCAGGGAGUCAGAAGCCCUGCAGAUUUGAAUCUGAGGAGUACUGGGGCAUUGAGAACCUUGCCAAGGGAAUCAACAUUUUGAACAGCAACCUGGAGGGAGUUGUUCUGGAUAACAGAUACUAUGCUGGUAGUUGUUUGCCUCACUAUAUCCAGGAUGUUCGAUUCAGGAAGCCUUACAACUUGCAGCAGUACACUCUGCAGACAAAAGGGUCAUACGAUUUCACUCUGGAUGCUUUUGACUCGUACUCCGACUACAUGGAUUACACCAUUAAGGAGCGGAUGACCCAAACGAUUGUUUCCAUUGGCUUUGGCAUUCCAGGUAUUUUUGAAUUUGGCUACAACCACAACAAAGCCAAAUACUCCAAGUCAGUCCAGAAGAUUCGUCGAGCCUCCGGCAAAUCUUACAGCUUCCUCAGGGCCAAAGCUGAGCUGGAGUUGGCCCAGUACAUGCUCAAGUCAGACAACUUGAUGCUGAGCACAGAGUUCCUGCAGCGUCUUCGCUCCCUGCCUCAGUCUUACGUUUAUGGUGAAUACAGGCAGAUCUACAGAGACUACGGUACGCACUACAUCACAGAGGCUGCCCUCGGAGGGGAUUACGAACACACCAUCAUCCUGGACAAAGAAAAGCUAGAGAAAACCGAUUAUUCUUUGACAGACUACAAAUCAUGUACACAAUCAGGACUUAAGGUUGGCGCCAACAUAUAUGGCAUUUACGUGUCUGUGGGCUUUCAAGGUGGAUUCUGUGAUGGCCUCCUCAAUGAAAUGGGAGAGGAGACCUCACUUGGUUGCAUGGUGGAGGACACCGUGGCGGUGGUAAGGGGCGGUAGUAGUGAAUCCAUCACCGCUUUGGUGUCCCAGAAGCUUCCCUCCCCACAAUUGAUGAGAUUAUGGGGCGAGGGAGUACGCUUCAAUCCGGACUUCCUUCGCAGAACGACGCGACCUCUGUAUGAGCUGAUCACCUCAAGAGACUUCAUCCAUGACAGCAUCUUGAAGAGAAAUCUCAAACGGGCCUUGUUUGAGUACUUGGAAGAGGCCAGCUCAUGUCGAUGUGCUCCCUGCCGCAAUAAUGGAGUGGCUGUGCUCAGAGGGACCAGAUGUGACUGUGUGUGUCCUGUUGGCUACAGUGGUCGCGGCUGUGAGGUCACACACAGACAAAAAGAUAUUGCCAUCGAUGGCAGCUGGAGCUGCUGGGGUUCGUGGUCUUCCUGCAGCAGAAGAACAAAGACGAGGAGUCGCCAGUGUAACAACCCGGCGCCCAGCAAGGAAGGCCUGCCGUGCAGAGGCAUGCAGGAGGAGUCCACUGAAUGCUUUUAAAAUUCAAUCCGUUUCCCUCCUGUCUGUAUGACCCUACAAUUAACAUUUAAAAUAUAACAAUUUCAAUAUAUUGAUGUAUUUGACGUCUACAGUCGUCAAUGGCAGGGAAUGAGUUGGAGGGGAAAUAAAACAGAAGGCAAACAUUGCAAUCUAUUUGUAGAGGACUCAAUUACAAGUUACGUGAAUCAACACAACUUUUUUCACAAUACAUUUUGUACAUAUUGUGCAAUAUAGAAAUUAUUCAUUUUAUUUGAGAAUUUAACAGACUAGAGUCUAAUAUAGUCACUAGACUUACAAUGACUCAAUUGCACAUGUUCAACAGCGCUCAGACUGAGAGGAGGAGCCAAGGCACAUAGCUCCGCCUCCAUCAGGUGCCGGAUUAUUGCAGACCCUAGUCCGCUGUU
Molecule: messenger RNA, 4368 nt
Organism: Syngnathus typhle (broad-nosed pipefish)
Lineage: Eukaryota; Metazoa; Chordata; Actinopteri; Syngnathiformes; Syngnathidae
Exons: 25
Coding region: 440-3964 (1174 amino acids)
Biological process (GO): immune response
Cellular component (GO): membrane attack complex
Molecular function (GO): protein binding
Source: RefSeq, a predicted model, not a curated record